Eruca vesicaria subsp. sativa (arugula) is the source of this 2230-nucleotide messenger RNA. NCBI's taxonomy places the organism in Eukaryota, Viridiplantae, Streptophyta, Magnoliopsida, Brassicales, Brassicaceae. The record is from the annotation of a GenBank genome assembly.
CUAAAUUAGCCUACCCUUCUUUUUCAGUAAAAGAUUAUUCAAAUGUUCAACUUUCUCAGACACACCAAGUUUGAAUCUUCCGUCAUUUUAUUUGACAUUCAACGAUUUUGUAUAAUGAAGACUUUUUUUACUCUUUUACUAGUCUUCAACUUCCCACACUACUCUAUAUUAUAUAUAUAAGAGUCUUCUUCAACCUAUGUUAAUCAUAUUCAUAUCUCUCGUCUCGUUUUCUUCACAUUUGUUUAUUCUUUCAAAGGUCUACAUUUUAUUUAUUUAUUUAUUUGAAUCUUCUUCCAUCUUCUGGUAAAAAGAAUACAAAGAGUGAUACUCUCUGAUCAUUUAACGCCAAGAACGUGUGUUGUGUUUAAUUCCCACAAGCAGAUUUCUACAUUGAAUAUUUUUUUGCAAGGAAGUGAUUAUUGUGGCCAUGGGUCUUGAAGUUGGAUCCUUUAGCUGCUUGACAUCAAGAACCAACAGUUUCAAGAAUCCUACCAUGGAGCGUUCGUUGAGUUUCAACAGCUGGGAGAUUCCUAAAGAGACCAAGACUGAUUCAAGUUUUGAGGUUUUGGAGACAAAAAAGUCAACUCCCAACACUUUGAAUGGAAGAAACUGUGAGAGUCUCCAGAUAAAGAAACCCACAGUAACUCCACCUGAGCCUUUUGUGUUCUUCUCCCCUAGACCUGUCACCGAGCUUGAUGCAGCUGCAACUACGUUACAAAAAGUAUACAAGAGUUACCGAACCAGAAGGAACUUGGCUGAUUGUGCUGUCGUUGUUGAGGAGCUCUGGUGGAAGACUCUUGAUGCUGCAGCUUUGAACAUAAGCUCUGUGUCUUUCUUUGAAGAAGAGAAACAUGAACCCGCUGUUUCGAAAUGGGUGCGAGCUAGAACACGAGCUGCUAAGGUUGGGAAAGGCUUGUCAAAAGAUGAAAAGGCUCAAAAAUUAGCUCUUCAGCAUUGGCUUGAAGCUAUUGAUCCACGUCACCGUUAUGGACACAACUUGCACUUCUAUUAUGAUGUCUGGUCAGCGAGCAAGAGCUCACAGCCAUUCUUUUACUGGUUGGAUAUAGGAGACGGCAAAGAUGUAAAUCUUGAAAAACAUCCAAGAAGUGUUUUGCAAAAACAAUGCAUCACAUAUCUCGGACCAAUGGAGAGAGAAGCAUAUGAAGUGAUAGUGGAAGAUGGGAGACUAUUGUACAAACAAAGCAUGACUCUGAUCAACUCAAGUGAGGAAUAUAAGUCUAUCUUUGUACUUAGCACGACAAGAACCUUAUACGUAGGUAAGAAGAAGAAAGGUGUGUUCCAGCAUUCUAGUUUCUUAUCUGGAGGAGCCACAACUGCUGCCGGAAGAUUGGUUGCUCGCGAUGGGAUCCUUGAGGCUAUAUGGCCAUAUAGUGGACACUAUCUCCCAACAGAAGAAAAUUUCAAGGAGUUCAUAAGUUUCUUGGAGGAACACAAUGUUGAUCUCACCAAUGUUAAGAGAUGUGCUGUGAAUGAGGAAUAUUCGUCGUCAUUCAAAUCCACUGCAGAGGAAGAAGAAGAAGCAAAAGAGAUGUCACAAGAAGAGAAAGCGAGACCAGUGUUUGAUCCUGCAAAGAGACUGUCUUGUAAAUGGUCAAGUGGAUAUGGUCCAAGAAUUGGGUGUGUUAGAGAUUAUCCAAUGGAGCUACAGACACAAGCAUUGGAGCAAGUUAGUCUCUCACCUCGUGUCUCACCAGCUAAUAUUUAUGGACCUAUUCCAUCUCCAAGACCUAGUCCUAAAGUUAGGGUUUCCCCACGGUUAGCUUAUAUGGGGAUCCCAAGCCCGAGAGGUGUAAAAUGCUAAAACACACACCCACACACACCUCUUUAACUUGUUUUCCAAGGAAGAGUGUGUUAGUAAGUGAGGAGAACCUAACCUCCAUCUUUCUUUGUUCUUUUAUAUCUUUUGAAGAUUUCGUUUUUUUUUAAUCACGAUUAUUACAUUUUUAUUAGAGUGCUUAUGACUCAUGAGCUUUUGUUUCUUUCUGCUGUUUUACUUUUGAAAUAAGAUGGAAAAUUCAAUUCAUUUCGAAAAGAGUAACAAUGAAGAACUAAGUGUUUAUCAAACCAUUUUUGGAAAUAAAUUGCAUGAAGAUAAAGUCUCGGUUGUACAGAUAUAAUCAGUUUUACUCAUCAUUUUUGUCACUCUAUGGUAAAAUAAACGUACCUCAUCUAUCAAUGUGUAAAUCAGUUCUUCUAAAAUCAAACUCUC